Messenger RNA from Paramecium octaurelia, 512 nucleotides. NCBI's taxonomy places the organism in Eukaryota, Ciliophora, Oligohymenophorea, Peniculida, Parameciidae. The record is from the annotation of a GenBank genome assembly.
AUGAAUGUUACUAACCAUUAUUGUUAGUCAGCAUCAUAAUACCAAAAAAUGAGUAGUUUCACUGAUUUUUAGAAGUAUCAAUAGAAGAUAUUCAAAUAUAUUGGUUAAACAAAUCAAUUAUAAAAGUAGAAAGGUAGUAUCUAUAUUUUGGUUAUGAUAUAAUACAUCCACAAAUGUUAGUUAACUAUUUUCACCUACAGGUACAAUUUUAACAAGUUUCACUAGUAAACAAACUAUCACAGUUAUCUUAAAAGUACUUUACAUAAACUCAAGUUUAGUACACUUACAAGUUAUUAAUAGCAUUAACAAAAAAUGACUGCUUAAUCAGCUUACUUAGUUGUUGCCAUACUAAACUAUAAGGACGAGCAUAAGGUUUAAGUUGCAGCGUCAAUGCAAUAAACAGGAAGGCAUUUUUUUAACAUGAAUACUUAGUACAUCUGGAUAAUUUCUAGGUUAUUCUGUAUGUUUCUAUUUUCCAAUAAGAUACCAUAAAGAGAGUCUGAUUAUUGAUC